AUGUUGCUUUCAUGUAUCGUUUUCAUCGCUGUCGCAAGCCAACCGUUAUUUGCUAUUGACUUGAACAUCUAUAAAACUGUAACAGAGGUUCGACAAAGUCAAAGUGGUACUGGUUCACACCAAUAUUAUUUUACAAGUGAUGAAUAUGCAAAUAUAAUUGAUGGUUCAGUUAGUUGGGAUGGCACACCGUUUGUUAAACAAGAAACACUUAAUACUAUUAAUGCACUCAACGAUGUGAUAGUUACUGUUCGACCAUCAUAUAGCUGCACAUGUGAAAGUAUACAAGCAAAAAUUGUCGAUCCGAACACCAUGUUACUGAAAAAUUUGGCUACAAACGGUUAUUUUUAUGCGGAUAGUCGUUCAAUUGAAUAUGUAUCGGUAAAACCUGAUGAUGGUGGUACUACUGUAAGAUUUGAAUUUAAAGAUAAUAGUACAAAUUUCAACGGAACAUUAUCCUAUCUAUUGAGAAGUAUAACAUGGUUACCAAAUUAUGAUUUAUUUAUUGAAGAUGACAAUCCAUGUAGUCUUCGAGCGUAUGCUAAUAUACGUAAUCAUCAGCAACAAGAAUAUCAAAUUGAUAAUACUUAUUUUUAUAGUGGUGAUAUUGAGCUAGUGAAUAGUUAUUCAUUAAAUUCACCUAAUCUACCAAUGUUAAGAGUAGCUGCAGCUCCACUAGCUAUGGUCAAUCAAUCAUCUAUUCAAGCUGAUGGUGAACAAAAGGGGUUUUAUUUUUAUUCAUUAAAAGAUAGUUAUACUUUACAUCCAAAAAGUUCUAUCCGUUUACCAUUUAUUACUGUCAAUCUAAAAUGUAAAUUUUACUAUACAGCAACAACAAGCGUCAGCAUUGGAGAAUAUAUUGGUGCAUUUCAACGACACUACGACAUAACGUCGGAUAAAUUUUUACCAGCUGGAACUUUAACCAUUCGAGAUAAUGAAGUAUUUAUUGGUCAAUCAAGUUUACCUGAUGUUCCAGCAGAUUAUACACAAAAAAUUACUCAGGGUGAAGAUAAUGAUGUUCAAUAUGUAAUCAAGGGAGCUGUAACAGCAUCAAAUAGAACUGCAACAACAAUUACUUGGCAAACAUACGAACUUCGUGUGAAAAUAUCAAAUUAUAAAAACAGAGAUGUCAGUGGUCAACUUGAUUUUUAUGGAGCUUCUCAAACAAUUAUUGAGAAAACAACAUGUAAUUCAACUAGUAUUGAUGGAAAUUUGAUUAAUUUAUCAUUUCAAGUUAAAAAGAACUCUAAUUAUCAAUGUCGUAUUACAGCUACUCUUACAUGGGAAUAA
Rotaria socialis is the source of this 1287-nucleotide messenger RNA. The record is from the annotation of a GenBank genome assembly. NCBI's taxonomy places the organism in Eukaryota, Metazoa, Rotifera, Eurotatoria, Philodinida, Philodinidae.